AGAUUUGGCAAGCAGACAGAUUGCUUGAGAAGACGACCACAAGCUCGAGGCAAAUAUACCUGGCAGAGGAAAGCGGCUCACAGAUUUUGAAAACAGGGAAGACCCCAGGCAAACAGUUUCCAGUUCUUUUCACAUAAAAAUGCCAUCAACCGCUUUACCAUCGCAGUCCAUUGGUGCUCCGAUUCCAAACAACACGGCUCACGCCGUCUCCGUGACCCUACCUACAUGGGAAGCUACAGUCGGAUACGAAGAGGGAGAACCGUGGGUGGUGAACAAGAUGCAUUCGGGAUACCCCCGUUUUUUCAUCCAUAGUGACAUCCAGCAGUUGUGCAAGCUGAUUGAGUCAUCGUACGCCAGAGAUAACGAGAGAUGCUUUAUAUUUCCAACUUACAACAUCGCCAAACGUUGCAGAGCGUUUAUAAAGGAAAAGGCGGCCACCAUGAGCCCACCACUGCAUCCGGCAGUGAGAAUCCUCCAGCUCUCCACACCUGCACCGGCCAAUACACAGGAAGAGUCAUACAAGAUCGAAGCCAACAUAGCUAUAGUUUUCUUUCCUUCAAACCUCUUCUCGCUUGUGAAGCAGUACUGGCAGCAUACGGGGGAGGGGAUUUCCUCCAGACUGGGAGAGUACUUCUUGUCGGAGAUGAAAGACAAGCUAGCCGAAGAGAUCAACAACAAGGGGCCAUCAGCCAAGGACUCGAUUUCGUCCCGCUCGCCAAGAACUUCGAGAUCCUCGAGAUCCUCGAGAUCCUCAGUAUCGGUUAAUAACAGCAACAUUAGCAACAAACAAGAAAGUGCAACUUUCAUCGAGGAAAGAUUUGGCCGUAAUCUCGAUUUGAGAUAUGCCAAGGAGGCAAAGAAGAUUCUUCUUUCAAGACUUGCAUCCGAAUAUGAUCCAUCAUAUGUCGACGCCAGCAACACGUAUCUAUAUCCUUCCGGGAUGUCUGCUAUCUUCAACGCCCACCGGGCAGUUCUUGGCUGUGCCAGUGCAGAAGAUGCCCAGAAACUAAAGUCUGUAUGUUUUGGUUUCCCAUAUGUCGACACAUUGAACAUUUUGAGAAAAUGGGGAGCCGGCGUUCAUUUCUAUGGAUUUGGAGAUGAUGAGUCAUUAGACGACCUCGAGUUCCGUUUGGAGUCCGGGGAGAAGAUCCUUUCUUUAUUCUGCGAGUUCCCGUCGAAUCCAUUGUUGAAGACCCCGGAUAUAAUCCGUAUCAAAUACCUUAGUGAGAAGUUUGGUUUCUAUAUCGUUGUUGACGAUACUGUGGCCAAUUCCUCCAACGUCAACAUCAUUCCCUAUUGUGAUAUAGUGGUUUCUUCGUUGACGAAGAUCUUUUCAGGAGAUUCCAACGUCAUGGCCGGUUGUCUGGUACUCAACAAAAAGAGCAAAUUUUACAGCCAGUUGAAGAAGUUCAUGGACGAAGAUUACGAAGACUUUUUCUGGGACCAAGAUGCUAUCUACUUGGAGCGUAACUCAAGAGAUUUCCAAGGACGCUCGCAGAUCAUGAACAAAAACGCCGACGAAGUCUUGAAACUAUUCCAAUCAUCGCCGUUGAUUUCUCAUAUAUAUUAUCCUUCUGUUACAUCUCCAGAGAGCAAGAAGAACUACGAUGCUGUGAAGCGUGAAAACGGAGGUUACGGUGCGCUUAUUUCCAUCGUUUUCAAGGACCAAACAGACGCCGUCUGCUUUUUUAACACCAUCAAGCUCUCCAAGGGUCCUUCAUUGGGCACUAACUUUACCCUUGUGUGUCCGUACGCUAUCUUGGCACACUUUAAGGAGCUGGACGAGGUUGCCAAAUGGGGCGUGGAUCCUAAUCUCGUCAGACUGAGUAUCGGAAUGGAGAAGUCCUCGGAGUUGAUUGCUGCCUUGAAGGAGGCCUUAGAUGCCGCCCAAGAGCAGCAUCUUGUUUAAACAUAUAAGCCAUGUCUAGAGUUGUAUAAAGUACGUGUGCUAACUAACACAAACGCCUUUGCAUAGCCUUAUGUCCUCUUAAGUCAUAGAAUCUUCUUUACUAUAAAAAGGUGAGUAAAAUAAAUAAAUAGUUUAAUAAAUAAAUAAGUCGACAUGAAAAACCGUAACGCAGAAGAAAUGCAUGAGAUCGGAAAACAACUGUAGCUUUAUUUCAUUGUCCAAUACACGACAGUCCUGGUGUUCCACUCACUUAUUUCAAUUCAACUUCACCAUUAGCGAAUCUUGGGUUUCUUGGAUCGUUAAUGUAUUCUUCGGUGUCGGCAAGAGCAGAAGCAGCCUUAGAGAUUAAGACAGUGGUGAUACCGACUAGUGAUAGCAAAAGGCAGGAGGCAGAAGAUGGCGCGUGGUGUGCGUGUUGAUGUUCGAGUUAGU
Molecule: messenger RNA, 2341 nt
Organism: Pichia membranifaciens NRRL Y-2026
Lineage: Eukaryota; Fungi; Ascomycota; Pichiomycetes; Pichiales; Pichiaceae
Exons: 1
Coding region: 140-1909 (589 amino acids)
Biological process (GO): transsulfuration
Molecular function (GO): pyridoxal phosphate binding; cystathionine gamma-synthase activity
Source: RefSeq, a predicted model, not a curated record